GCCGUCCGCCGCGAGACGUCCGACGAUUGGCGUUGCCGUAGCGACCGAGUGCCGAGCGACGAAACGCAUCUCGCGACCGGCACUUGAUCAACGGACGCAAAUUUUUAAAGGGUUGAUUUAAUUCAAGGUCACUCUUCCGCUAGUGUCCGUUAUAUCCGCGAUUUGGAUUCGACGAUUGUCCCGAUUUUUCGGUGUGAAAAUUGGUGCGAAGUGCCUGUGUGGAUUUAAUUUCGUUGAAAAACUGGAUUCUGUGCAGUGCAAUCGACCGGUAAUUAUCGGAUAUUCUGAAACUGGUUCGCUUACUUGUGACCGCGUCUCUAUUCGUGCCGAGAGGACUCUUCGAAAUGAACGCAGCAGACUGGAAAGAAGAAUGAGCAGUCAAGGGAGCGGACUAAGCCUAUCGGUUGCAGGGGUCAUGAGCCUGCCACAUGGUGUAUGUGUUCUUAUUUGGCUGCCAUAAGACGCCUUUUAGACACUGAAAAUCAGCAGUACACGUCAUCGACGACCUGCCCUUCGUGUGACAUGCCCUUCGACAAGGGCAAAAAACGACGGUUGAUUGACAAUUGCGGCCAUGAACGGUGCUAUUCGUGCAUGUUCACCAAUGAGGCGUGCCCGCUGUGUUCCAACGAUGCCAGAUCUGCAUUACAAGACGAUGGACCAUUGAACACAGAUAUCGGCUGUCAUGGUCUUAGAGGCUCGGAAAUAACGCUGUAUGGGGAAACACCUCAGAUCAUCGUUGAAAAAACCACAGACAAGAUGCAAGCUAGAACCAAAGUCAAGACCAACGGUCAUUUCACCACCUAUAUGCAGGCUCGCCAGGACCUGUCGCCGUCCAGAGACCAUCAAGACGGCGGUCUACUUUCGGGUCAUCCAGAAAAAUUGCCGAAAACCAGACCUUCAAGCGGUGGAGGGCACGUAAGGCACUCAGGUGGUGGAGUGAUGACCCAGAGUUGUCCGACUCCGCCGCAGGCGCGGAAGAAGUUCUUUCUGAGCCCCAAGGCGCUCAGAAGCCCGUUUCUAAGUAGAGCUGCCAGGCAAAAUGACGCCGCACUUUCUGCCUUGAUGACCUCUUCUACGACCUCAAACGAAGGACGUCAUUGGCCUAGCGUUGUGUUAGGUAAAAUCAGGUCUUUGUGGAAAGCGGGAUCUUCGAAUGCGGGACUAAAUCAACUAGUCGUUUCAUCAGACGAUGAAGCAACUUUAAAGGCUGUGUCUUCUCCCGCCUCAUCAGGCUCAGGACCUCGAAAGACCCACGAGCAUGACAUGUACAUGCGAUUGGGACUUUUGCUGGGUGACGGUGCUAGACCAGCGGCUGGUGGUAGAAGGAAUAUUGGAGGCCAUAGGCUUCAUCACCAGGAACACGCGUAUCACCAUCCAGGUCCCCACACCGAAUCAUGUUCGUCACUGGCAGCUCUCUCAGCAAACACCAGUCCAGUCUCGACGUUGACAGGUAGCUCGGAAGAUCAGCACCGCAGCGUGAACACUGGCUCAGAAAGUGUGGGAUCGUUGGUGUCCAUGUCCGUCUCAGGACAAAGCAAUUGCAGUUCUAGUCCUAUUAGUAGGCGGCAUAGUGUCACCACUACUCAACCUGGUCAAGUAGAAGACCUGGGCGUGUUCAAAAACCGAAGAACCUGCGCCAGGAGAUCAGCAAGGACCAGCGGAACAGUAAAAAGUCCUGUCGAUCCAAAAAUUAGGUUCGGACAGUACAGGACGCAGCAACUUACGCUGAAACCAUUAUUUUUCGAAGUGCCACUUCAAGAACCUGACCCUCUUUUUAUUGGAAGGCAUUGGUUGAUCAAGGAAAUCGAAGACAUUGUUGCUUCUUCCAGCCCAGGCGUUCUGCUCACGGGCAACCCAGGCACAGGCAAGACUGCCUUGGUGCUGCAAUUAGUCGAAUACAGUUGCUUCGGUAGAAGAAAGGACGCCCCGAUCUACCAGCAGGUGCACUCUCCAGAGAGGUCGAGGAGUCCGCACUACCAUAUGGACGUCGUCACCGAGAAGAUCCGGAGGCUAGCCGGUAGCGUGGUGGCCUAUCAUUUUUGUCAGGCUGACAACAACAACACCUGUUUGGUGCCGGAUUUCGUGCAUUCCUUGGCGGCGCAGUUAUGCCAGGCGCCUCAACUGAUCGCGUAUAGAGAGCACCUGUUGAGUGAGCACCAUUUGCAGAACAUCCUGUCUCUGAAGGAAUGUAUAGCGAAUCCAGACGUUGCUUUGGCAAGAGGAAUUCUGGAACCGUUGUCUACCCUAAGGAGGGUAGGGAAAAUAGAUAAUGUUAACUGUGUGAUAUUGGUGGACGCACUCUGCGAGGCCGAAUACCAUAGGCCAGAUCAUGGAGACACCAUAACAUCAUUCCUAGCUAAGCAUACCCCCAGUUUUCCGUCGUGGCUCAAAGUUAUGGCGACUGUCAGGACUCAACUUUUAGAAUUAACGAAACAGCUGCCUUACACGAGAAUAUCAUUGGAUAAUGUACAGAGCGAGAAUAUACAGAAAGAUAUUUUGCAGUAUGUUAGCUUUAGGUUGCAAAACAGUCCGAGUAUACAGAAUAACAUAACAGUCUCUUCUACCAAUGGUAAAAGUGAAAGUUCCAGUGUAUCCCAACACAAAUUUUCGCAGCAUUUAGUGUCUACUAGUCAAGGGUCGUUCCUUUUCGCCAAGUUAACCUUGGACCUCUUGGAAAGAGGACAGUUGGUCGUGAAAUCCUCAGGAUUCAAGGUCUUACCUGUGUCUUUAGCGGAAAUAUACCUGUUGCAUUUUAAUCUUAGGUUCCCAACGAUCCGUUCGUUCGAAAAGGUCUGCAACAUCCUCAGCGUUUGCCUAGCAGCGUUGUACCCUCUAACUCUGCUCGAGAUCUAUUAUUCCGUCAACUCCAUGAUGGUGGACAACUUCCUUCCUUGGCCGGAGUUUCUGCAGCGAUUCAAACUCCUCUCCGGCUUCCUGGUGAAGCGAUUAGACAACACGUACAUGUUCUUCCACCCUUCGUUCAGGGAAUGGUUGAUACGCAGAGACGAAAACGAGGCUACGAAAUUCUUGUGCGAUCUCCGAUCGGGACAUGCUGGUAUCACUUUCAGAUUAUCGCGGGUUCAAGCUCCAUUGGACCCGGAAAAAACUCUGGAGCUAGGCCAUCACAUCCUGAAGACUCACGUGUACAGAAAUAUCACAUUUUCGCACACCAGUUCCAGAGAUUUGCAAGCGCACUGGGUAGCAGAGAGCUCAGAAAACGUCUCAGCGGCCGUUUGCUGCCUCAGAAACAUGUACAGUCCUAACGUCAAGGUUUCUAGGCUACUUCUGUUAGCCGGAGCAUCUCCUGAUCAUAUCACGGAUUUCCUCGGGAACGCGCCUGUACUUUGCAUGUAUGCUAACGAAGGCAUCGUACCAAUGGUAUCGCUCCUUUUGGAAUUCGGCGCAGACGUAGAAUUGGCCAACAGUCAAGGUCGUACCGCCUUGUCUUUAGCCUCUGCGAAUGGCCAUUGUGACGUGGUCAGACAACUUGUAGCUGCUGGUGCCUCACCAGGGAGAGCAGACACUGCUGGGCGGUGCCCUUUGGUGCAUGCUGCUAGAGACGGAAGACUCAAUGUCGUAGGGUAUUUGUUAGCCUGUGAUUGGCCCACCGAGAAAACGACGGAAAGUGACGUAGGCUUAGCGGAGGCAGCUCAACAAGCUUUAGUAGCAGCUGCUGGACAUGGACAUGUAGACGUGGUGGAAUAUCUACUUGAUAUGGCAGAAGUUGAUGCUGAUCUACCGGAUACCAUCACUGGUGAAACAGCUCUAACUGUAGCUUCGGCCAACGGCUGCCUCUCCGUCUGCACGGCUCUCUUGAACAGGGGUGCCAACAUCUCGGUGACGAACCGUAAGGAACUGGCUCCACUACUCCUCGCUGUUAAAGAAGGCCAUUGGGCAGUUGCCGAAAGGCUGAUUCAAAACUACGCUGCUAUAGAGCAAUGCGACUCUGUUGGGAGGACUCCGCUGAUGAUCGCUGCUGCUGAAGGGCAUCUCGGGAUUAUCGAACUACUCCUGGACAGAGGUGCUGAUAUAAAUCGUGAAGAUCGAGAGGGCCUUACACCGCUCUGCUGGGCAUGUGUCAGAGGCAAACUUCAGGCAGCUCAAUGUUUGAUAGAGAGAGGGGCUGAUGUUAACCAUUCUGACAAGUCCGGGAGGACGCCUCUAGACCUGGCUGCAUUUCAGGGUAGCCAACCUUUGGUACAAUUUUUGAUGGACACCGGAGCGGCUGUGGAGCACGUCGACGCGAAUGGUGUGAGACCCUUGGACAGAGCUGUGGGUUGCAGAAACGCGAAUGUAGUCAGGUGUUUCUUGAAGAAAGGCGCCAAGUUGGGACCUGCCACCUGGGCUGUGGCGAACGGAAAACCAGAUAUCAUGUUAAUUCUGCUUAACAAGCUUUUGGAAGACGGUAACGUGUUGUACCGUAAAAGCAGGUUAAGGGAGGCCGCACAUCGGUACCAGUACGCUCUGAAAAAAUUCCCCACAGAAGACCAAGGAGAACACAACAAAGCCUUUCAUCAGCUCAAGAUCAAUUUCCUGCUCAACUUCUCCAGGUGCAAAAGGAAACUAAAUGAAACACAAGAGGCCAUAGACCUAGCAAACAGAGUGAUUGACCUAAAGCCUGAGUCAUAUGAGGCGUACUACGCACGCGCUAAGGCCAGGUUAGACCUGGAUCUUCUGGAAGGGGCUCUGCAGGACGUAAAAGAGGCUCAAAGAAGAGCACCUCCACAAGGUAGUGAAAUGAAGAUCUUGAAUUACCUUCACGAUGAAAUCGCAAGUAAAAUGACGUCGAGUAGCGGUUUGGGUUGCAAUAGAAGGGACUUUGCUGUAUCUGUUGAUGCGCUGCACGAAUAGGACAUCUUUAAAAAAGGAAAACGAUCAAGAAUAUUUUGUUAGUAGUAGAAGUUUUUUUUUGAAACAGACCACGAUAAGUAGAAUUACAGAAAAACAUUGUAUAGAUGGAUUUCGCAACAGAAAUACACAUUAUUAAAUCCUUGAAUGAAAUUGAUCAUCAUAUUUGACAAAAAAUAGUUUUCUCUUUCUCUCCAAUUUUCAAAUUUAUUUUCAUCAAAAACGUACAACAGAAAAUAUCAAAUAAUAUCCACAACUUAAAUCAUUUGCGGUAUUUAUCGUCCAGGAAAAAAUAACUAGAAAUAAUAUUGCCACUUAUUUUUUUUAUGUUAAUGGUCAUUUUACGAGCUGACUAACGACGUAGCCGCUAAGCAAAUUGGCAAUAUGAGAUCCCAGUUAAACGGUUUAUUUAGUUAGGUGAUGCAGAGGUGCAUAAAUUCGAUUCACAACGUUCCUAUUAACACAUCCAAUCAAUCACCGCAAGUGCUGGAAAAAAGCUAGGCUAUCUGUUCAGGGCUAAGAAGUACCUUUUUCCACUCUGUACAAGGCCCAUAUCAGAUCAUGCGUCGAGUACUGCUCACAUGUUUGGGGUGCUGCCGCCUUGAGUACAGAGCAUGGCUGUCCGUGACUGCUUCGGAAUCCUUUCGCACUAACGGGUCGUCGGCGAGCCGGCUCUCUUUUAACUCUAUAUCAAAGGGCUUUGCUCCACCUGGUACGACCUGUCAUCCUAACCGUGCCGAAGUUCGUACAUAAAGAACUUUCCAGUACGACUUAUCCUUUGUCCCUAAAGUGUCAAGAUUGUAGACCAUCUCCCUUUCCCAGAUCUACUAACUUUGUCCAGUCCAAAAAUUAGAUCAACAAAAUGUCCGUAAGCUCCUUAUAGCAGCCGCGGUCUUCAGGCUUCUGCCUACUGUAUAAAAAAAUACUUGAUAGUUUCUUGAAUAUACGCGAAAAAAUGAUUUUUCCAUCUUUGAUCAGUCCGUUGUAAAAUCGGUCUAUACAAUUUUUUCUAGAACAGGGUCUUUUUUUUGGCUACCAGUUUCUGACAUAGCGUUGUGUUACUUAUGUUACUUUAACUUAAAAAGUGAUGCUUUCUCUAAGUAGGACCAUUGAUUAACGUAUCAUAGCUGAAGGUAGACAACCUUAUACAAUAAUCGCGCGCCCGAAACAUUAUCCGAGAUGAAAUAGCGUCAAUCACAAAAAUUUGAAGGCAGCUCAAAAUUUGAGAGACAAACAAUACAAAAAAUGUAUAUUCACAAAAUCAAAUGAUGAUUGGGAGGUAUAUAAAACUCUUAGGAAUAAAUGUUUGUAUGUAAUUAGAGAAGAAAAAACGAAAUUCUACGAUAAUCAAAUCGAUAAUUAUAACAAGUGCGACAGUGUAAAGAUGUGGAAAAUUUUGAAAAGACUGAUAAUUAACCAUAAGUGCUAAGUACAUCUUUCUAUUACCAUCUAAUGGGAAUUUGUCAUGACUUCCUCCUCUGCGCAACAGUUAAGAAUCUACUCUAGGGCCAUCUAUGAGGGGUACUAACCUUUUCACAGGAGACUUCUAGUUAUUGCGGAAAGGAGAAACAUAGCUGUGACAAGUUAUCAUCAAAUUUUAUCUCGGAUUAUUUUUUUGAUGCGAAAAUAGAGUAUUAGGUUAGUUAUCUUCACGUUAAUCAAUCGAAUGGCAAACAAUAUUUUUGGCGUCAAUGCCAAUGGAAGGUAAAAUAUUUUGUAAAUUAAAGGUUUUGCUGACAUUUCCAAGUUAACUUUAGUUAACUUUCAAGAAUUUCUGUAGUUGUAAACUCUAACAGCUAGUUUGAACAUCGUCAAAAAGAAAUUGUUCGGUUUGAAAUAAUCAUGUCAGAAACUUUGUUUAAAAAGUGAUUGAGUUUUUGUAUACGCUAUAUGCUAUAUAUUCAGUGCCUUGGAAAAGUGCAUUAAACGAAGUUCUUUGGAAGACUGAUGUUUUAAAAAAUCAAUAUAAUUUUUCGUUGUGUAUAUUAGCUCGAUAAGAUUGUAAAUAUUUCCUACAGCUCUUCAUCUUAUUUAUUAUUUUUUGUUGACGAUUAAGCUUUUACUUCAUUCUCUUGGGUUAUCAUAUCAUUCCCCUCUUAUUGUUAUAUCGUGUUUAUUUAUUUAUAUAUAACUGUGUAUACCUUAUUAUUUGUACAAUAAUUAUAUAUAGAAUUUAUGACUUAUAUUAUGUAAAACGUGGCACUUUAUGAUUUUGUGAUUUUUUUUUGAUAGGUUGAUAGAAUGUAAUGAAAAUGAUGAUAUUGGAUGUAUAGUGGUUCCUUAUUUUGAAGACGCCUCAUUUGCCUCGUCAUUUAUUCACGAUAGAAGAGCUGUAUUGUCAAAAAGACGCCUUUUCUGACUUAAGGCCUACAGAUUAUCCGUGACAAUAUUUUCAUUGGCCCUGAGUUACAAGAGAGAGGUGAUGGUAUAAGGAAACAUUGAAGUUCAGGAAUAUACAAGGAAGAUGAUGUGUCGUUAUCGUGAAGAGGCUUCAUGUUAAGGAAUUACUAAGCAUUCGGCACUAGGUUUCAUGAUUCUCCGAGGGCUGUUGCAUUUUAAGAUCUAAAAUGUCUGCUAUUUAGCUGUAUAUUUUUAAAAGAUGCUUUCAUACUACUUAUAAUUGUUCCUUUAUUACAUACUGUUUAAGCAAUACUUUUGUAUUUAUAGGAUUGUAUUUAACUAUAUUCCCUACGAUGAUUGCAUUAUCUUCGAUUUCUAAAGACUUUUACUCCUGUAAAGUAUGUGAUUGAAGCGAUUAUGUAGAAGAAAUAGUUGUAAAAAACUUUUUACCCAGCUAAAAUGUAUCGAAUACAUCUACUUAGAUACAGGGUGUCAUAGUCAAACAAAGUUUCAUAGAAUAUUCAUUCAUAUACAUUGGCUGAAGAAUACUGAAAGAAUACACGAAAACAUCAAUAAGUCUCUCAUCUUUUGACUCAUUGUUCAAUUAAUGCGUUGUUUGUCUCAAAAAACGAAACCAAUUUCAGCAAAAAAAAUUGUUUUGGUAACGUUUAGUAAAGGUUUAUUCCCCCUCAUGAUCGUGGAUAUCAAAUACACAUGUGAGCAUGUGACACCUUGUAGUUAUUCUUGCCAAGAAGCGCGAUUAUUGUUUCUCAGUAUUUUCUUCUUCCGUUGAUUUUGAUAUUUUGGCAGUGUAACUGUGUUAUUUCGUACUGUGAAGUAAUUUAUUUGAUCGGAACGGUGCUAUGUCGAAAAUUAUUUCAAAAUAAAUAAUGUCUAUAAA
Messenger RNA from Acanthoscelides obtectus, 8089 nucleotides. The record is from the annotation of a GenBank genome assembly. Lineage: Eukaryota; Metazoa; Arthropoda; Insecta; Coleoptera; Chrysomelidae.